This is a messenger RNA of Emiliania huxleyi CCMP1516, 2626 nucleotides long. RefSeq lists its product as hypothetical. The transcript has 13 exons. Gene Ontology annotation, molecular function: molybdenum ion binding; pyridoxal phosphate binding; catalytic activity. NCBI's taxonomy places the organism in Eukaryota, Haptophyta, Isochrysidales, Noelaerhabdaceae. The record is from RefSeq and is a predicted model, not a curated record. The coding region runs from base 1 to 2475 and encodes 824 amino acids.
AUGUCGAGGCCGGCCCGAGCGGCCACCGGAACGGACGCCGGAGCGGCCGCAGGGGCUGGUGCCAUCGCGCCGCGCCGCUGGCGGGCCGCUGCCAUAGAGCUCUCGUGGGCGUGCUAUGCGCGCUGCUAUUGGGGGUGGACCAAUACUGAGCGAACAAAAAUUGACCCCGUUCGGUUACGACGGCAGCCCUCUUCACUUAAUGGCAAGGGCCUUAAAGUAAACACAGUUCUCCGAGGGGGCUCCGUGUACCGGGCCGCCUUUCUCGCCCGUGCCGGGUCUAGCUACGGCUACGCGGCUUCAGCAGCCGGCCACAUUGAUAGCUGGCGGAGCCGUGAGCUGCCCGUGCUUGUUCGGCCUGCCGAGGCGCAGCGAUGCGCGGAUGGCGAGCAGGGCAUCGUCUACCUCGACCACGCCGGCGCGGCGCUCCCACUCGCCUCGCAGCUCAGAGCCGUAGCAGAGGACUGCACGACACGACCUCUCGGCAACCCGCAUUCGGCGGGUCCGGCGGCGGGCGCGGCCAGCGCCGAGCUCGACCGCGCCAGAUCCCUCGUGCUCGCCCACUUCUGCGGCUCGCAUGCGCCGGACUGGGAGGUGAUUUGGACGGCGGGCGCGACGGCGUCGCUGAGGCUGGUGGCAGAGCACUUCCAGUUCUGCGGCCGCUCGGCACUGCUGAUGCCGUCCGCGUGCCACACCUCCUGCAACCUGACCGGAGACGUCUCCGACAUUCGGGCGGCUUCGGCGGGGCUCGCGCAGCUUGGGACCGGCACGUGGUGGCUCAUGCUGGACGCCGCAAAGGCGGCGGCGACGGGUCCGCUCCACCUGCACGCCAGCGGAGCGGCCCUUUGCGCCGUCUCCUUUUACAAGCUGUUCGGCUCUCCGACGGGGCUGGGCACGCCUCCCGCCCGCCGCUCGCUCCCUCGCGCGCUGCUCGUGCGGCGCGACGCGCUGCGCCUCCUGCGGAAGGACAGCCGGCACGGCUACUUUGGCGGAGGCUCGGUGGCGGCGGCGUUGCCGCACCCGCUCUCCUCGCCGCCAGCUGCGCCGCCGCACGCCCCUCGCGACGACCAGAACGCCGACGGGACAGCGCACUACUUGGGCGUCGCGGCGCUGGCGCGAGGGUUUGAGGUGCUCGAGGCGGUCGGCGGGCCGGCCGCCAUAGCGGCGCACACUCGCGCACUCGCGGCCGAGCUCCGGUCCCGCCUCCGCUCCCUUCGGCACGCCGACGGGCGGCGCGCGGUCGUGCUCUACGGUGCGUGGGCGGGCGGCGAGGGAGGCGCCGGCGAGGGAAGGGCCGGCGAGGGAGGGGCCGAGGGCGCCGUUCGCACUUCGCUCGGCGGACCAACAGUCGCCUUCAACGUCGUGCGGCACGACGGCAGUGUCGUCGGGUACGCCGAGGCGGACGUGCUCGACGCGGUGCGCGCGGGGAAACAGUGCGGCGACGAGCGGGACGUCUUGGGCGGCCGGCCGACCGGCGUGGUGCGCGCCUCGCUCGGCAAGGACUCGAGCUGGGAGGACGUGGACGCCUUGCUCUCCUUCCUGCACGAGACGUUUGUGCUCGUGCCGGCGGAGCGCACGUCCUCCGCCGACGCCGCCGACGCCGAGGCGGACCCGCGUCCGGCCGCACCUUGCCGCGUGCUCGAGCUGUUCGUGCACCCUCUCAAGUCGUGCGGUGGCAUGCGCGUGCGGCGGUGGCCCCUCGACCCGCUCUCGGGGCGGUUGCUCUAUGACCGAGAGUGGGGCCUUGCCGGCACGCUCCUCCGCUCGACGGCCCACCCUCGCCUCGCCCUGCUCCGGCCGGAGCUCGACCUCGCCGCCGGGCUGCUCACCGAGUCGCUGACGCUGUGCGGCGAGGAGUGCUACGGCGCGGCGGUCGGCGGCCCAGAGGCGGCGCUGUGGUUCGAGCGCGCAGUGGGCGUGCCGUGCCGGCUCGUGCGCUGCUCGCGCGCGCGCGGCCCGCCGUUGGCAGGGGGCGGUGCCGCCUCGAUUGGCUUUGCCAACGAGGCGCCGCUGCUGCUCGUGUCGCAAGAGUCCGUCGAGACGCUCAGUAGCGCGUUGCGGCGCGAGGGGGAGCGCCCAGUCGGCGCCCGGAGCUUCCGCCCAAACAUCGUGGUUGGCGCUCCCCGCGCUUCCCCGGGCGGCACACGCCCAGAGGCUCCGCUCCUCUCUGCAGCCGCCUCCGGCGCAGAGGAUGGCUGGACGGCCCUCCGCGUCGGCGGGCUGCGCUUGCGCGUGGCCGGCCCGUGCGCACGCUGCAGCAUGGUGGAGGUGGACCCUGCCUCGGGGGCGCGGCACGGCUCGGUGCUGAGGACACUCGCCACCUACCGCCGCUCGCAUGCGCGCAUAAACUUUGGCGUCUUUUGCGAGUUGGAGCGCGCCGCGGCGGAGCGUGCCGGCGGAACCGAGCGGAUGUUUGUGGAGGAGGGCGACGAGGUUGAGCCGGUGGCACGCUCGCCGGCUUCUCCGACGACGCCGUGAGAGCCCAGGUGACAGAGAGGCGGCAGGCACGCGCCGCACGCCUGUCGUCGCGAGCGCGGCGUGGCGUUCGGGGUUCGGCCCGCAGGUGCGGGGUGCAAGGAUUUUGACGCUUUUGUGUUAUUUCAACUGUUUCCAUCCGUCAGCAUCAUCA